CGCUUUUCAUAACAACAUGACUUAUACCGUAAUCUUUCUGUAAUAAGAAGAGUAACAUCAAAUAAAAUAUUUCCUAUAAAAAGGGGAAUAAAGAGAGAGGUAGUUAUUUGAUUCUGCACAUUCUCUCUGCAGCUUUACAGUAAAAGAGCAUAAUAGAAGAUCAUUGUAACUGAUAAGUCUCUGUAUACUUGAACAGGAAAAGCAUUUACUGUUUUUCAUUUUUUUUCUUGUAAUAGAAAAAGAAAAGAAGUUCCAUUGUGAAGAAAAAAGCUUUCAAGUAAGGGUGGUGGUGCAAAUGGCUACUCAGGUUGUAUGCACACUAAGAGAAGAUAAACAAGGAUUACGUAAGCAGUUAGGAUGCAUAAAUGGGAUUUUUCAGCUCUUUGACCGGCGUUAUCUUCUCGGGUUACAUCGCCAUGGGCGGAACCAGAAUAGGUUAAAUGCAGGUGAAGGUGAAAACGUUGUAAAGGAGUUCAAGAUUUCAUCAGAGAAAGCAAAGGAGAAAAAGCCGAAGGAGAUGAUAGAAAAGAACCGGGUGUCCGUUGAAUCAUCAAGAAACUCCUUUACUUCAUCUUGCUCAUCUACCACCUUCUCAUCGUUAGACUGUAGUAGAAGAGUUCAAACCGAAUGGCAGCUUCCCUCGGAACCCACUUCUCCAAACUUUCACAAAAAGCCAGCAGAUUGGCCCAUUCAGUCAGCUGAUAUUAGGAAUGUGGUCAAGGACUCGAUGACUAAAGAGAUCCGUGUAACAAAAGAUGAACGACCCAGCCUCGUCAUGAAACACGUUGAUUCUCCAAGGCCUUUCAUGCCACAAAAAUCCGUAAAUUCUGAUAGAAAGGACCGAAACCUUGGAAAGGUUCAAAAAGCAUCAUUAGAAGUAAAGGAAGUCAAGGAUAAAUCACGGCUCUCUUGUGAUGAAAGGAAAUCACAAUAUUCUUUGAAGUCAACCUUCAGAGUCAAAGAGCUACCACGUCUAUCAUUAGAUAGUAAGCAAAAUACCAACAGGAAUUUCAUGAAUGAGUCAAAAAGCGAGCCAGGAAGUAAUAAGAGGCCAUCAUUGGGUGUUGUGGCUCAGUUGAUGGGACUGGAGAGUUUAACAGACUCCACCCAUGAGGUUGAGACCUUGAAGAUUAAACCAAUGUUCGAUGACCAAUUAGUUCCAAAUCCAAGAUGGUCAAGAAAAAGUGAAUGUAAGCAUGCUCAUGUUUCAGUAUCUCCAAGGAUGCCCUUGGAGAUUAAACAAGCUUUGCAGCAGCAAGAAGGCUGUGACCAAAGCUCCAAUAAACCAGCACUAAAAAACACCAAAAAUUCCCCUGUGUCUGUUUAUGGUCAGAUGGAGAACAGGUUGAGUGCACUAGAGUUCAAAACAUCAGGAAAGGAUCUCAGGGCACUUAAGCAGAUACUUGAAGCAAUGCAAGUGAAAAAAAGUGUUUUAGAGAACAAAGAGCAGUGUCUGGAAAACCAGAAAACCGACCAACCACGUUUACCCGUGAUCAACCUGACUAGCUCUCCAAGGAGCACGUUCAUGAAACCAGGGAAGGUGGAAACAGAACUUAUGGUGAUCACAGGUGUUCGUAGCAUUAACCAUGUCACUAGAAACCACGUCAAAGAGUCAACGCCAAAAAAUAAAAAGGCAACUGGUAGAGCACCAAGAUGUCUUUCACCUUCAAACUCACCGGAGUAUGCAACUGAAGAGAGACCUGUCUCAAGCCCAAGGCUGCAAAGAUUAAAGAAUGGCGUCGACAAGCAUGAGCCGUCAUCUGAUUCGAGCAAAACAAAAGAGCAAUCAAAUGUGCGGCCCGCUUUACCAGCCUUGAAGACCAGAAACCCCAAAAUCAAGCCCAUAAAACAAAUGCAAAACAAUCAACAAUACUCUAGGUAUAUUAAUGACGGUGAUCCAGUUCCCUACAAAUUAGAGAGCAAUAUUAAAUUGACUUCUCAAAUAAAACUGGAAGUCACAAGAACUGAUCAACCAAAGGAAAAUCAUAAGAUUAUCUUUGCUGGAGAAUUGAUAGAAGACAAGCCAAAGGUUGAACUCACCAAACUUACUGUGGAACAACCAAGUCCUGUCUCAGUUCUUGAUGCAUUUUACAUAGAAGACGCACCAUCUCCAAUAAAGAAGAAAUCCAGUGCUUUCAAUGAUUAUGAGAUUUUACACAAUGAUGAAAGGAAAGGAAAUCAUGUGGGAAUCGAUAUGUUGUUGAAAAGUACAGAUACAGAUCAGUACUCUGAGUUCAAUCAUAAAUUACAAGAAAACAGAAAUCAUCUCAUUCAUAAGAUUGAAUUAUUGAAUCCCAUCAAUGAAACUAUAGCAUCUCCAUGCAAAAGCACAAACAGUGACCACAGAUACAUCAGCGAGAUACUAUUAACCUCUGGUAUUCUAAAAGAUCCCGAAUCUGCCAUCAGAAUAGUCCAGCUUAAUCCAACAAACAGUUUGAUAAAACCUGAGUUGUUCCAUAUUCUGGAGAAACCAAAUGACGAACGCCAUAAUAGUAGCCCAAGAUCCAGAAUCAGUGACAUAAUGGAAAGAAAACUGAUAUUUGAUUGUGUGAAUGAUAUCCUCGUUCAUAAAUUAGUAGCAUCAGGUACCCAUGGGCUGUGGACUGGAAGAAGAUGUGGGCAACUUGCGAAUGGAGAAAAGCUACUGAAAGAGCUAUGGUCAGAAAUUGAUGACCUCCAAAGUAACUUGGAGAGAUGCCUAUAUGAUGAGGACGAUGAAGUCAAAGACCUUGUAAGUGCAGACGUGAAUAAAAAUUCAGAUGAUUGGGACAAGUUCCAUUAUGAGGUUCCAGGUCUAGUUUUAGACAUUGAGCGUCUAAUUUUCAAAGAUUUGAUUGAUGAAGUUGUGAAUGCUGAGGUUACAAGUCCACAAUAUCGGCCAAGGAGACAUCGUAGGCGAUUGUUUUCCAUGUAGAACAUUGAAUAGUGAAAGCAUGUAUCCACCUAUCAACUACUAAAUGCUAAUAAAAGUUGUAACAUUUAAUGCA
Messenger RNA from Erigeron canadensis, 2987 nucleotides. Its product is annotated as protein LONGIFOLIA 1-like. The record is from RefSeq and is a predicted model, not a curated record. The coding region runs from base 296 to 2914 and encodes 872 amino acids. The transcript has 5 exons. Gene Ontology annotation, biological process: regulation of monopolar cell growth. Lineage: Eukaryota; Viridiplantae; Streptophyta; Magnoliopsida; Asterales; Asteraceae.